Messenger RNA from Physcomitrium patens, 2403 nucleotides. Its product is annotated as succinate-semialdehyde dehydrogenase, mitochondrial. Gene Ontology annotation, molecular function: succinate-semialdehyde dehydrogenase (NAD+) activity. Gene Ontology annotation, biological process: GABA catabolic process. The record is from RefSeq and is a predicted model, not a curated record. NCBI's taxonomy places the organism in Eukaryota, Viridiplantae, Streptophyta, Bryopsida, Funariales, Funariaceae.
GUGUCUGGGCAAGCGCUUUCGAAUGCAAUGACACAGUCUGAUCCGGUAACAUUGCACUGUGCUAGCCUUGGAAGAUGCUCAAGAAGAAGAAUGGUGGCUGGCUGGCUUGGUCAUCGUUCCUGAUAUUCACUCGCCCUCUUUUCAUCCGAUACCCUGCGUCCUAUCUUAAGCCUUCGUCAUUCCCACGUGUGGAGUGGUUUUUUCUGCGGGGUUCAAGCCCCCCUUCGACUUUUGUAUUAUUGAUUUUUUUGUUGGGCGCUGCAUCGGGGUGAACUUCAUAUUUAUCCGCCUUCGUCACAUCCGUGCAAAGGAUCUCUGCUUCUUCUGAGUUGGGCUUUGUGUAGUUCGAGAAGGUUGUGGAUUCUUGGAUUAGACCCAUACCCUGACGACUAGGUUGUUGGGGUUAAGGUGUUCGCCAUUUUGGACAAUUUCAGGAGAUCAGCUUGGUGGAUUGGAGAAGUUGGAGAGCAUUGGAGAAUCAUGGGGUUUGCGCAAGUUGGUGCGAUGGUUCAGCUGAAAAACAUGGGUCUUUUCAAGACGCAGGGGCUUAUCAAUGGCGAGUGGGCGAAUGCCCUCGAUAACCGUACUCUUGCCGUUAACAAUCCAGCCACUGGAGAUGUUCUUGCGAACGUGCCGUUCAUGGGAAAAAUUGAUGCGGAGAAGGCGAUUGCGGCCGCCUCAGUAGCUUUCUUACCUUGGAGCAAACGAACUGCUUUCGACAGAUGCAAACUCUUGCGGAAAUGGUUCGAUCUUAUUCUGGAGAACAAAGAUGACCUUGCAAAGCUCAUAACCCUUGAGAAUGGAAAACCCUUAACAGAGGCCAAUGGAGAGGUUGUGUAUGGGGGAGGCUUCGUAGAGUACUACGCAGAAGAAGGAAAACGUGUGUUUGGUGAUAUUAUACCCUCUCCUUUUCCAACUAAACGUAUGCUAGUAAUGAAACAGGCAGUUGGGGUUGUAGGUGCUAUCACACCAUGGAAUUUUCCGCUUGCUAUGAUUACUCGAAAGGUGGCACCAGCAUUAGCGGCAGGCUGCACCAUAGUUUUAAAACCAGCAGAGCUUACGCCCUUGACGGCUCUGGCUGCAGCUGAACUUGCGGUUCAAGCUGGCAUUCCUUCGGGUGUACUGAAUGUGGUGAUGGGGGAUGCUGUUGAAAUCGGUGCUGCAAUGAUGGAUAGCAACGAGGUGCGGAAGAUUACAUUUACAGGCUCUACGCACGUCGGAAAAUUACUUAUGGCUGCUGCUUCCAAAACUGUGAAGAAGAUAUCUCUCGAACUCGGUGGAAAUGCACCUCUCAUCAUUUUUAAUGAUGCUGACAUAGAGAUUGCUGUUCAAGGAGCGCUCUAUGGAAAAUACAGAAAUGCAGGCCAGACUUGUGUUUGCGUCAACCGAAUUCUUGUGCAGGAUGGCAUAUAUGACAAAUUUUCAGAAGCUUUUACGAAGGCAGUACAAAAGUUGCGUGUAGGUCAUGGACUAGACCCAGGGGUGACCCAGGGACCGCUAAUCAAUGAGGCUUCGUUGAAAAAGGUGGAAGCGCAUGUCCAAGAUGCAGUGUCCAAGGGUGCUAAAGUGCUGGUAGGAGGCAAACGACAUAGUCUAGGAGGCACAUUUUAUCAACCUACUGUUCUUUGCGGUUGUAACGAUGAGAUGCUAAUAUUUAGAGAGGAGGUUUUUGGUCCUGUAGCACCUCUUAUGCGCUUCCAGACGGAUGAAGAGGCUAUCAAGAUGGCAAAUGAUACUGAAUAUGGCUUAGCAGCGUAUGCCUACACAGAGAACAUCGAGCAUGGUUGGCGUAUCGCUGAGGCUUUGGAUUAUGGCAUGGUUGGUCUGAAUGAGACCCUGAUUUCGUCUGAGGUGGCUCCUUUUGGGGGAACGAAGCAAUCUGGACUAGGUCGUGAAGGUUCCAACUACGGAAUUGAUGAGUAUCUUGAGCUGAAAUACUUGUGCCUGGGCAACAUCAAGCAACCCUUCAUGUGCUGAACCUGGGAGUUGUUACUGGAUUUGAUGUUUCGGGGGAGAGGUUCAAAUUGCAGCAUAAUAACACGUAUAAUAAUUUUCAUAACAAUAUUGGUCGACUUGCCAUGCCAGGAUUAUCUUCUCUCAGUUAUAGAGAUGACAAUCAUAUUCACUCUCAGCAAUGAUGCAGCUCUCGAAAAUUUCAUGACGAUCCUACUUGGGAUCGACUCACCAGAAAUUCCCUCGAAUGUGUUUAAAUCUUGUUCUUAAACGAAGCCUUUGCACUGUCGCUUUAGUUGACAGAAUUUGAGAAUGAAUUAUGCUUCAUCAGCGACAUAUGAAUUUAUGCUCCUUUGGUAUUGUUGACCUGAAUUGUGCCGAAGGUUUCUGAAUGUCAUUUCGGCUGGAAGCUGACCAGGAUAAUAAAUUGCGUUCAUGGCAUUUGUGUUA